AUGGUAAACGCAAUUCAAAGUUUUCCUCUUCAUUGGGCAGACAUUUUAGUAUUAAUUGCUUAUUUUAUUAUUGUUAUCGGAUUUGGUAUAUGGUCAUCAUGUAAAAAUCGUGGCAGUAUUGGAGGUUAUUUUCUUGCUGGACGAACAAUGACUUUCUUGCCAGUAGGAGCAUCUUUAUUUUCUAGUAAUAUUGGUAGUGGACAUUUUAUUGGUCUUGCAGGUAUUUUUAUGUUAUCUACAUAGUAUUGAAUAAUGAU
Messenger RNA from Rotaria sp. Silwood1, 257 nucleotides. Lineage: Eukaryota; Metazoa; Rotifera; Eurotatoria; Philodinida; Philodinidae. The record is from the annotation of a GenBank genome assembly.